Parascedosporium putredinis is the source of this 1035-nucleotide messenger RNA. The record is from the annotation of a GenBank genome assembly. Lineage: Eukaryota; Fungi; Ascomycota; Sordariomycetes; Microascales; Microascaceae.
AUGUUUACAUAUCUUGUCACCGGAGGCGCGCUGCUUGCGGUGAUUGCCUCUCCGCUCAUUCAUUAUGCUCUAGACCCAAAAGGCCUCCGCCGGUACCCUAUGCCGUCUGUUGCUGCCUUAACACCGUUAUGGCAGAUGUACUAUAAUUGGCGUGGGGAUAAAUUUAUCGCGGUCGACAAGGCACAUAAACGACUUGGGUCUGUGGUCCGCCUCGGCUCAAACCACGUCUCUUUCUCGUCUCCACAAGCAUUCAAGGACAUCUACGGGCAUGGGACUUCUGUUCGAAAGGACACUUUCUAUGAUAAUCAAGCGUCAGGGAACCCGAACAUGGCUGACGCCACAGACAAAGACGUGCAUAGACAAAAGAGGCGAAACCUAGCGCAUGUGUUCUCGCCGGCAAAGAUUACGGAGAUGGAGCCGAGAGUAAUGCAGGUCGUGCGCAAACUGGUCGCUGCGCUCGAGCUCAAGUCUCGUGGCUUGCAAAUAUCAGACACGGACCGGUUUCCGGCCAAAGACGGAAUCUUCGAUGUUCGACCAUGGCUUAACAUGUUUUCAUACGAUGCUAUCACGAACGUAUUCUGGUCCCAGACCUACGGGUUCCUGGAUCGAGGGAAUGAUGAUUGUUUUGCUGAACGGGAUGAUGGCACUAUGCUUACCGUCAAUGCUAUGCAUACCUUCCAUACUGGGGCGGCGCAUAGUGUUCUAAUUGAGCCAGACCUGUUCUCCAACUUGCCUACGGCUGCCACUGAAAAGAGAAGUGUUCCUAUGUCUGACGAAGAAAUAAUUGCUGAAAGUGCCGUUAUGCUUAAUGCUGGCAAUGAUACUACACAAACGUCUCUCACAAAUAUUAUGUAUUAUCUUGCGCGGUACCGGGACAUCCAGGAUAAGCUCCGGAACAUUCUCCUUCAAAGCCUAGAACCCGACAACAUCCCCGCUGCACCUUACGAGGUCUUACGCCAUAUUCCAUACUUGCGCGCCGUCAUCGACGAAUCGUUUCGUAUGCAAGCACCGCUAGAACCGGCUUGCCUCGGCUGA